AUAAAACAGAAGUCAAAUUUAUAAAUUUCACUCGUGUCCAUUGUUCAAUUUGCGACAACAAUAAGUUAUACUCCGUACUGCAUUAAGUCUAGACACUUAAAUUUCGAAAAUAACACACUUUAUCUUUUUUUUUUUUUUUUUUUUUUUUUUUUUUUUUUACUCCGUACCAUUUACAUUGACCAGUUCUAGUUUCAUAGUGUAUCUCGAGCUUUCUUUGUAAGCUCUUUCGUUGGAAAACCAUAUCAUUGAGAACAAAAAAGAACUUGAACUUCCAAGUACCAACCAACUACUCCCAAACUUGGUCUCAAUUUCCAACGGUAAAGAAAAUCACAAUUCAUUAAUUUUCAAAAUAAAAAUCUCAACUUUACCCGCUUUCUUCUUCUUCAAUUCCUGUAAAUCCAAAUCAAAUGCUCCAUUAAUCAAUCCCUAAUUAUGGGGAUUCACAAUUCCCCUUCUUCCUCUCUCCCUCUUCAACCCUCCGGUGAACAACCACCUUCAAUCACAACCGUUAAUCACACUCUCUCCGAAACCCCAUCUCAGCCCUCUGAUUUCCCGUCAAAACCCCAAAUCAACGGUUUAAAACUAACCCGGAAAAUCAAGAAACGUGUUGUUGAUGAAACUUCCUCUGCUUCGUCUUCUUCUUCAAUUCAGAGAGGAAUUCGAAUCCCUAAUAAGCGCAAAAACCCUAGGUUUUCUGUUCGUCGAAGCGCUACCGAUGUCGAAGCAAUUGCUUUUCCUCUUGGUAUGUCGAUUGCCGCCGUUUUGGCUCAGAUCUUGGAGAAGAAGGACUUGACGAAUGAGAAUGUUGCCGUUGAUCAUCUAGCGAUGAUCUGCACUUCAGCUGUGAGGGAAUCUUUGACCAAUGUAUUUGGCGACAAGUUUGAUGCUUUUGCAAGAAACUUUGAGAAAUCUUUUGGAAGUACCCUCAGCACUCUCAGAUUAAUUAAAAAUUCAUCUGUAGAUGUUAGAGAAGAUCAAGUUAGGAAUGAUGUUGGCGAUUGUAUCUCUGGUGAAACCCAAUCCAUCUCUGUAAACAAUGGAGAUCGUUCUGCAAAAAGAUUUGAUAUUGCAGAUGGUUGCACAAUACCAGUAAAUCAUUCUACUGGGGCUCAAGGACGUAUGAAAACAGUUGAAGAGGAAGAAGACAUUCAAUCAGCAGAUUCUAGGAACCAGGAUCUUCCCCUACAAGGGCAUAUAAGCUCGCAAAUUGUUAUUUCAAACAUGCGAAAUCACUUGAGCAACCAUUCAGUGCUCAGUACUGUUGAGAAAUCUGUUAUUGAGCAAACCCGUGCAAAUGACCUAAAGAGUGUUGAAAUAGGUCUAAUUAUGAGAAAGUUGCAGCUGAAAGAAACUCAACUGGCUCUUAAUUCUGAUUUGAAUUCCUUGGAGAGAUGUAAAUUGUCUCUAGGAAUUUCAAGAACAUCCUUUAAAGCUGAAAAGUUCAAGAAUCAAUUGGAAGAGACAAGACAUAGUGAGCUCCUCAAAACAUGUGUGGACUUUCUUGUUGCUGACUUGCUUAUAAUGUCAGGGUGCCUUGGCUAUGGAGUGUAUGCAUUUUCAUAUGACAAUCUUCGCCAACUGAGUAGAUCAUGCUCUGCUUACGAGGUGUCCAAAUCCUGGUGGAUUCCAAAACCAAUGGCAUCAUUUAAUUCAGGUCUCCAGACCCUAAAGUGUGAGGUUCAAGUGUACAGCAGGAUGCUGUUUGGUUUGCUGAUGAUUUUAGCCAUUGCUUAUGUGCUAAUUCAACGCUCUGAAAUUUCGAGACAAGCCAUGCCAAUCACCUUUCUGAUACUGCUUUUAGGGGUUGGCUGUGGUUUUGCUGGAAAGCUUUGUGUCGACACAUUAGGAGGUGAUGGAUAUCAGUGGCUCAUAUACUGGGAAGUUUUGUGCUUAUUGCACUUUUUCUUAAAUGUUUUUACGCCAUUCUUCUUUUACAUACUUAAUGGGCCAAUUCAAGUAUCUCAAGAGAGAAAGUCUCGCGUAAUCUUCCCCUUUUGGAUGAGGCGUUGGUUGUUCUAUCUCAUUCUUAUUUUGAUUCCAGUCUGUUGCGGUUUUUUGCCUUUUGCGAGCCCAAGAGCAUGGUGGGAAGAGCAUUUCUCAAAGUUGAUCAGAAAUUAUAUGUUAGCUGCCUAUGACGAAGGUUAUGAUGAUGGGAGUGGUUACCAUAAUCACAUCGAAAUUGAACUGUAAUACUAUGUAUUAUUUUGACUCUUCUACUAAUUCCGAGUUUCUUGAUAUGCCUUGCAGAGGUUUUGUUUUGGGACAUCUAUAUCUAUGGUAGUAUUUAUCUAGGCAGUUGUCUUUUGUGUAUUGUUAUUUAUGGGCUAUUGUUUAAUUAACUGUGUCAUAUGUAUGUUCAAGCACAUUGUAUAUUAAUGGUAAUGAAAUCGCGGUUAUUAUGUUGAUUUAUAGUUUA
This is a messenger RNA of Chenopodium quinoa (quinoa), 2416 nucleotides long. RefSeq names its product protein CPR-5-like. Lineage: Eukaryota; Viridiplantae; Streptophyta; Magnoliopsida; Caryophyllales; Amaranthaceae. The record is from RefSeq and is a predicted model, not a curated record. The coding region runs from base 433 to 2190 and encodes 585 amino acids. Gene Ontology annotation, biological process: trichome morphogenesis; leaf senescence; defense response. The transcript has 5 exons.